CACGACGACACCAUAAGCGAAAUUUCUUACUACAUCUCAAAAAGUUUUCAUUUCUCAUCUUUUUUCAAGCCGCAGGAACAGUCAUGGAAAGCCACGUACCUAUGACAGACCUCAGUCGCUGGCGUUUAUUGAGCGAACACGGUGACCAUCAUUGGAUCUAUCUUGGAGACAGUGAAAGUGGCGAGAGCGAGUGCGAACAGACAGUCGCAGAGCGUUACCUUCUAGGUCUGCCUUUGCCGGAUCGCCAAAAUGGAUGUCGUACGAAAACCGCCAUACCGUCAUUUGACGAAGCCGCUCGAAACGGGUUCGAUUUCCUCCGCGACAUUCAACUUCCUGAAGGACACUGGGCCUGUGAGUACGGUGGGCCAAGCUUUCUUCUUCCGGGAUUGAUAUUUGCGAUGUACAUCUCACAUUCUCCAAUUCCAAGUGAGUGGAGGAUCGAAAUGACGCGGUACCUUGCGCAUCACGCCAAUGAAGAUGGUGGCUGGGGCCUACACCUGGAAGGAGAAUCAACCGUAUUCGCUACCGGCCUCUAUUACGUUGUGUUGCGAAUCCUUGGGAUGGAUAAGCACCACCCUCUAGCUAGCAAGGCAAGAAACUGCCUCCUGUCACUUGGGGGAGUCAUAGGCAUUCCACAGUGGGGGAAAAUUUGGCUAUCCUGCUUGAACCUUUUCGACUGGGACGGAGUGAACUGUAUUCCAGUUGAUUUAUGGCUUCUGCCCACUUGGGUUCCCUUUCAUCCUAUUCGUUGGUGGGCGCAAUGCCGAGUGGUCUAUCUUCCAACCUCAUAUCUAUGGUCAAAUCGCUGCACUACUCCACUCACGCCGCUCUUAGCCGAAAUCAGAGAUGAGAUAUAUACGGAGAAGUACUCAUCUAUCGCCUUUUCCGACUACCGUAACUAUACUGCUGAGACGGAUGCUGUGCGCAAAGUCUCUCCUUUGCUAGUCAUUUUAUUCGCCAUUCUCUCUUUCUGGUGCAACUUCCUUCGACCACAAUGGCUGUUAACCUUGGCUAACAAUAAGGUAUCAGAACUAAUGAAGCGCGAAGAACAUAAUACUGACUUUAACUGUCUUGCGCCUGUAAAUAAAGCUUUUCAUAUAGUGGCUACAGUAUUUGAGGAUGGUCUUUCUUCCAAGAGACUCGAAGAGCACCGCAAACAUAUUGCUACGUAUCUAUGGAUGGGGCCAGAUGGUAUGACUAGCAAUGGAACCAACGGGGUCCAAGUAUGGGAUACAGCUUUCACAAUUCAAGCCGCCGUGAAAGCCGGUCUCGCGCAACAUCAAAGCUUCCACCCCUGUCUUGAAAAAGCUCUCAGUUUUCUUGACAUAUCACAAUUGAGAGAUAACCUGGAUGACGCCUACCGUCAAAUACGGAAAGGGGGUUGGCCCUUUAGCACCCGAAGCAAUGGAUACAUCGUAUCCGACUGCGCCGCGGAGAGUCUGAAGGCAGUUCUUAUGCUUCAAAACGACCCGUCGUACUCGUGCAAGAUCGACGACUCUCGACUGCAAGACUGUGUGGACACCCUUCUCUUGAUGCAAAAUACAGAUGGAGGGUUCGGAAGCUACGAGAGGAAACGAGGUAGUGAUUAUCUCGAGCUACUUAAUCCGGCAGAGGUUUUUGACCAGAUCAUGGUGGAACACUCUCACCCCGAGUGUACUACAGCGGUGUUGACUGCCCUCGCCCUAUUCAGCAAACAUUCCCCACAAUAUCGACGCCACGACAUCGAUAGAGCUAUGAAUGCUGCCGUCCACUUUAUCCGUCGCGCCCAAAGGCCCGACGGAAGUUGGUAUGGCGCAUGGGCUAUAUGUUUCACCUAUGCUAUGUUCUUCGCUCUACAGAGUCUUGAGAGUGUAGGCGAGCAGUACCAGAAUAGCGACGCUGUCCGUCGAGCCUGCGAGUUUCUUGUCGAAAGACAGAUGGACGAUGGCGGCUGGGGAGAACAUCACAUGUCAUGCCUCGAGAAGCGCUAUAUUCAUCACGACAUGAGCCAGGUAGUGAAUACCUCAUGGGCCGUCCUAGCACUAAUGCACGCCGGCUACCCUGAUCCGACGCCUAUACAGAGAGGUCUUCAGCUGAUUCGCGACCGUCAACAGCCCAGCGGUGAGUGGCUUCAAGAAGGUGUAGAGGGGGUUUUCAACCAGACCUGUAUGAUCGGGUAUCCAAACUAUAAGCUCUACUUCCCAAUUAUGGCAUUGGGAUCGUAUUCGCAGAUGUAUCUUACUAAACUAACGGCUUAAACACAUUCUUCACUCUCCCGACUUACGCGUGAGGGGCAUCACACGCAUGUUAGCGAUGCCUCCUUAUGGAUAUAACGUUCUUGGCUUUAAUCUUCAAUUGUUAAUAGGUAGGAAAACUUGGCUACAUCUUACCGAUAUCUACGCGGCAGUGUAUAUUAACUUACGCUUUUAUGUUUUAAUUAUGUAUUCUCUUAUGUAACUGCCUAUGGCCCAUGACUACUUGAUUGACUAGCAACCUAUAUAGGUAUGGCUUAAACCGCCCUAUCACCUGCUGGCAGCUCAGUUUCACAACUGAGUUCAAUAAAC
Molecule: messenger RNA, 2543 nt
Organism: Annulohypoxylon maeteangense
Lineage: Eukaryota; Fungi; Ascomycota; Sordariomycetes; Xylariales; Hypoxylaceae
Product: terpene synthase
Exons: 4
Coding region: 84-2237 (717 amino acids)
Biological process (GO): ergosterol biosynthetic process; triterpenoid biosynthetic process
Cellular component (GO): lipid droplet
Molecular function (GO): lanosterol synthase activity
Source: RefSeq, a predicted model, not a curated record